This is a messenger RNA of Lolium perenne, 914 nucleotides long. RefSeq names its product basic blue protein. Gene Ontology annotation, molecular function: electron transfer activity. The record is from RefSeq and is a predicted model, not a curated record. Lineage: Eukaryota; Viridiplantae; Streptophyta; Magnoliopsida; Poales; Poaceae. Gene Ontology annotation, cellular component: plasma membrane.
UUUUGUUCUGUUGCGUUUCCCCGCUCCCCGCCACCGGCUAGCUCUGAACGUCUGAUUACUUAGCUCGGUGCUCAAAGCAGGACACAACUUGACAAUGCCGGAGCGCCGGCCGCCCGGAUUCACGGCCACCAACUCCACUCCACUGGCGCUCGCUCCUAAGUACGACUGUUAAUCCUUCAUUUCUGCGUUCCUAUCCGCCCGCGGCAGAACGCGCUAUAAAAGGCCACGCUCCAUCAAUCUUCUCUGCAAGCUCAAGUCCCACUGUCACCGUCGUCGUUGUAGCUAGCGGUGCGAGCGCGAUGGCUCUGGGAAGAGGCAGUGCGAGCAAUGGCGCCGUCGUUCUCGGCGCGGCGGUGCUGUUGAUCGGCUUUCUUGUGAUGAGCGGCGGCCCGCCGCUCGCCGAAGCAGCGAAAUACACGGUCGGCGACUACGGGGGUUGGAAGUUCAACGUCGCCGGGUGGACCAAAGGCAAGACGUUCCGCGCUGGCGACGUGCUCGAGUUCAAGUAUAACGGCGCGGUGCACGACGUGGCGGCGGUGGACGCGGCGGCGUACCGGAGCUGCUUGCUGCCCAAGGGCAAGAAGGCGCUGCGCAGCGGGCACGACAAGGUGAAGCUCGUCAAGGGCACGCACUACUUCAUCUGCACCGUGCGCGGCCACUGCCAGGCCAACAUGAAGAUCGCCGUCAAUGUCAUCUAGCUUGUCGAUCAAAACCUUCCGAGUCAAAGCAUGUCGCUUAAUGUGUACUACAUCAAUGUUUAGUUUGCGUCUUUCAUUUAGUGGCGUGCGUUUUGGUUUCCUGAGUUUUUUUUUUCAACAUGGGGUAUUCUCGAGCUUCUGCAUCAUGAUGAUGCACACGACCAUUCAUUAAAAGAAGGUUCAAAAUGGGAGUGGAGUUUUGGCUCCCGGGUCCAA